Ascoidea rubescens DSM 1968 is the source of this 2358-nucleotide messenger RNA. It is a transcript of the gene NUP57, whose product is annotated as FG-nucleoporin NUP57. Gene Ontology annotation, cellular component: nuclear pore central transport channel; nuclear pore. Gene Ontology annotation, biological process: nuclear pore organization; protein localization to nuclear inner membrane; NLS-bearing protein import into nucleus. Gene Ontology annotation, molecular function: structural constituent of nuclear pore. The coding region runs from base 356 to 2260 and encodes 634 amino acids. The transcript has a single exon. The record is from RefSeq and is a predicted model, not a curated record. Lineage: Eukaryota; Fungi; Ascomycota; Saccharomycetes; Ascoideales; Ascoideaceae.
CUGGAAUUCAGAAUCAAGGACCCAAUUCUCUAAAACAUUCACCACAAUUGAUUCCAAUUCCACUGUUCUUGUUUGAUAUUAGCAAUUUGCUAUUAACUCGUUGAAGAUAUACAGGCAAUCUGGAAACAAACACAAUUGGAAGGACUCAUAUCCAAUUUUCAACCUAACAGGAAAAAAAAGGAAACACUGACAACAUCAACGACGGCUUUUUUUUUUCAUUCGAAGAAUUUAUUCAAAAGAUUUAGAAAUCCUAUUCGUUUCUUCUCUUAUCCACUAAUUUAUUAACGUAUACGACGUUUUAUUUUUAUAAUUGAUCUUAUCUGCUUCACUAUAAAUAUAUAAUAGUUAUCCCACCAUGUUUGGUUCAACUCUGGCGAAUAAUACUCCUGCUUUUACAUUUGGUGCAAAUAAUAAUAAAAAUCAAACUACUUCCACUGGCUUUUCAUUUGGUAACGCAAACAAAAACCCCAAUUCUGCUCUAGGGGGUGGUUCAGCGACUGGAACAUCUACUGGUUUUCUGUUUGGAAACAAUAGCAAUAAUAAUAACAAUAAUAAUAACAAUAAUGCUCCAACCGGGGGGUUAUUUGGUAAUACUUCUUCACCAAACAAUCCCACUGGUGGCUUGUUUCGAGCUAAACCAACUAAUACAACCGCUGGGGGUUUGUUUGGCAACAAUAAUAAUACUGCCAAUUCCACUCCAACCUCUGCAGGUAGUUUGUUUGGAAACACAAACAAUACAAAUACUGCUGGUGGUUUAUUUGGAAAUAAUAAUGCAAACAAUAAUAACACCACUGGUGGUUUAUUUGGAAGUGCAAACACAAAUGCAAAUGCUGGAGGUGGAUUAUUUGGAAACAAUAAUAAUAACAAUGCAAACACCAAUUCCACUGGAGGCUUAUUUGGAAAUGCAAACACAAAUACAAAUACAAACAAUGCUGGUGGUUUGUUUGGAAGCACUAAUACUACCAGCACAAACACUGGUGGGGGUUUAUUUGGAAAUCCUACUACAUCCAAUACAAACACCAACACCGGUGGUCUAUUUGGGAACACCAAUAAUAACAAUAAUACUAACACAACUGGUUCGUUAUUUGGAAAUACAAACACAAAUAAAACUACUGGUGGAUUAUUUGGUAAUACCAACAUUAACCAAAAUCAAAAUCAAAAUCAAAAUUCUGGCGGUCUUUUUGCAAAUAAUAAUACUAAUACCAAUACUAAUACCGUUGGCUUAUUUGGAAACACUAAUAAUACAUUUGGCAGCUCUAGUUCUGCUGGUCAAAAUUUAUUUGGUGGCUUGAAUAAUAAUAAUCAAGCUUCAUCCAUCUAUGGAAAUGCACCUACAAAUCUGUCGAAUUUGUUUAGCAAUAACAACCAACAACCAUCAUUAUUUCAACAGUCUACAACUUUAAAUCAAAAUCAAAAUCAAAACCAAAACCAAAACCAACUUCAAUUACUUCAAAUUCAACCACAGCAACCAAAUUAUACUCCUUCAAUAAUUGACCAAUUAAUUAAAAUUAAAAAUGCCUGGGAUCCAAACUCUCCUUCUUGUCUUUUAAAAGCUCAUUUUUACAAUAAAGUUCCUCAAAAUACUGCAAUACUAUACUCAAAACCAUUUAAUGAAUCUCAGGAAGAAUGGGACGAAGCAAUGUCAAAAAGACCUGGAAAUGAUUAUAUUCCCGUAAAGGCAUCUGGGUUUAACGAUUUAGCCAGAAGAAUCGAAGUUCAAACAACUCAUAUAGCCCAAUUUAGAAUUGUUUUGAAAAAAAUUGAAGAUAAAAUUAAAGUUAUUAAUGAUAAACAUGAAUUAGAUACUUCCACAAGAUUGAUAAACUGCAAGAAUAAACAAACUCAACUAUCUAGAAGAAUCUUGAGACUAGCUUGUAAUCUCUCAGUUUUAAAAUUAAAAGGUUAUCCACUUUCAAAAGAUGAAGAAAAUUUGGUAUCAGAGUUCAAUAAAAUUAUUGAUGGUUUAAAAAAUUCCAAUGGUUUGAACGGAAGAGUAAAUGAACUAUGGGCAAGAUUAGCCAUAUUAAGAGAAAGAAGUAACAUACUUACUCAGCAACUUGAAAACCAGUUGGCCAUAGUGAAUGAAGAAAAUUCACCGGAUAAUAAAAAUGGCAACAAAGAGUUUGAAUUAGAGACCAAGCAGCAAAUUGAUAAGUUGAUUCAGAUUUUGCAAAAACAGCAUGCCGGCAUUGAGUAUCUUUACGAGGUGUUAUCGAAAGAUCAGGAAGCUCUCACCAAAUUAAUCACCAAACAGAACUAGGGGUAAAAGUAAUUGACGUUUUUUGUAAUUGCAAUUCUAUUCAUGUAUAAUCUUUAUAUUUUAAUAAUGUAGAGGCCAUUUUCGAGGGUAAUUCCUGG